AUAGUCCGAUCAGGAGUAGAUUUCCCAGAGUUUUUGUUCGUUUCCAAAACACUUUCGAUGAACAUCAUCUCCGUUCGUCUUUACCCUCCAUAUAUACUUACUUCCCUCCAGAGUUAUCAUCAUUCUUCUCCUCUACCAUGCCUACUAGCUCUGCCUCCUGUGAGUCCUCUCCCUCUCCCUGGCCCCUUUACAUAGUUAAUUCUUCUCCGCGCUUCUCCGACUCCAAUUCCUCCAUGCAUCGCCAGCCAUUGGAACCCUGCCACCCCGACCCUAACCCUAACCUUGACAUCCAGAAGCCGUUUUCUAUUUCGCGGUCGUCUGAUCCGCAGACGCUGGUUCACCUGUCGUUCUUCAUGGACCAUAGGUUCUUCGCGGCUGGUACGAGCCACGGGUUCAGAGUCUUCAGCUGCGACCCUUUCCGCGAGCUCUUCAGCCGUGAAUUCAAGGACGGCGGCUUCGCCGCUGUCCAGAUGCACUUACGAAGCAGCAUCCUGGCCCUUGUAGGCGGUGGGCCCCACUCCAAGUUUCCUCUCCACAAGGUCAUUUUCUGGGACGAGCGACAGUCCUACUGGGCCUCUGAGAUCUCUUUCCGCUCCGAAGUCCGCUCCAUCCGCCUCCGCUAUGACCGUAUCGUCGUCGUUUUGGAGCAUAAGAUCUACGUGUAUACUUUCAAUCACUUAAGGUUGGUCCACCAAUUGGAGACCAUCGCAAACCCUGAGGGCCUCUGCGCGGUCUCACAGUUGGACGGGUCGUUAGUCCUUGCCUGCAUCGGGUUGCGCAAUGGCCAGGUUAGGGUCGAGCACUACGCGGCCAAGAGGACCAAGUUCAUCAUGGCGCAUGACUCCAAAAUCGCGUGCUUGGAGCUCAGCCAGGAUGGGCUGUUUCUCGCGACGGCGAGCAGUAAGGGGACUCUUGUCCGGAUUUUCAGUACCCUCGAUGCAACACUACUUCAAGAGGUAAGGAGAGGCACAGAUCAAGCAGAUAUCUACAGUUUGGCAUUUUCUUCAACUGCCCAGUGGUUAGCAGUCACAAGUGACAAGGGAACUGUGCAUGUUUUCAAUCUUAAAGUCAAUCCAGGAUUGGAAGGAGGUGACGAACCACAAAAUGCAUCUGAUGCGGAUGUUGCUGUUACAAAAUUAAGCUCACCUCUCUCUUUCAUUCAAGGCAAAAACUUUCUUCCCUCCUUGAUAUACUUGUGCUGUUGGUAUAUUUAA
This is a messenger RNA of Carya illinoinensis, 1214 nucleotides long. Its product is annotated as autophagy-related protein 18a-like. Gene Ontology annotation, cellular component: cytosol; phagophore assembly site membrane; extrinsic component of membrane. Gene Ontology annotation, molecular function: protein binding; phosphatidylinositol-3-phosphate binding; phosphatidylinositol-3,5-bisphosphate binding. The coding region runs from base 138 to 1214 and encodes 358 amino acids. Gene Ontology annotation, biological process: autophagy of mitochondrion; nucleophagy; protein lipidation. The record is from RefSeq and is a predicted model, not a curated record. NCBI's taxonomy places the organism in Eukaryota, Viridiplantae, Streptophyta, Magnoliopsida, Fagales, Juglandaceae. The transcript has 2 exons.